This is a messenger RNA of Striga hermonthica, 1497 nucleotides long. Lineage: Eukaryota; Viridiplantae; Streptophyta; Magnoliopsida; Lamiales; Orobanchaceae. The record is from the annotation of a GenBank genome assembly.
AAACAAAAAAGAAAAAUAGCUUUGUUAAAACUGUUUGCAAAAAAUUGAAACUUGAAGAUAGGUGGAUAUCUGUUGAGCCAGUAGGGCUCAAGGGAGGGAUUCUCUUGUGGUGGGAUAGGUCUAUUACUAUUUUGGAUAUUAUAUGUCGUGAUUUUUGUAUUGAGGUGUGUUUUCUUUAUCCUGGGUACAAUAUUAGGUUUUGGGGGGUUUUUGUUUACUUAAGUACUGAUAAGAACAUAAGGAAAACCCAAUGGCAAUCUUUAAUCAGGCAUAGAUUAAUGUGGGGUGAUUGUUGGUUCUUAGGGGGUGACUUUAAUGAUCUUUUGUUCCAUUCUGAGAAAAAAAGGGGCAAAAUGAGGGAGGAUUGUAGCUUCAUUAGUUUCAGGAAUUUUGUUAGACUGAUGGGCAUGCAAGAUGGGUAUUAUCAAGGGUAUCCUUUUACUUGGGCUAACAAUAGGCAGGGUGAGGGUUUUGUAGAAGAAAGACUAGAUAGGAUCUUUUUCUCUCCUGGAUGGCUCUUAACCUUUCCCUUGUCUAAUAUUAGGCAUAUUCAGAUGAUAUCUUCAGAUCAUUAUUUACUGCUGCUCCACACAGAUCCAGAAAUAAGGAAAGGAAAAAAGAGAUUCACUUAUGAUGCAAGAUGGGAAACAAAUGAGGGGUACAAAGAUGUUGUUGCGGCUGUCUGGAAGGAUCAGAAGGAAGAUUGUGGCUUGGUGGAGAUCCAGAAGAAAUUGAGGGACACCAGAUUAGCUCUGCUGAAGUGGAAUACCCAGUCACAAACAAACUCAGCAAAGCAAAUAGAGAUUUGUAAGGCUAAGCUGCAAGAAAUGGCUCUGCUGGGCAAAGACAAAGAUUGGAAAGAAUGGGAAUGUGUCAAAGCUCAGCUGCACACUGCCUACUUGGAUGAAGAGAUAUACUGGCAAAAUAAAUCCAGAAUCCUAUGGUUGAAAGCUGGGGACAAAAACACUAGGUAUUUCCAUGCCAGUGUUACUCAGAGAAGGAGAGCCAACAACUUUGACCUCCUGACCAGAAGAGAUGGGUCAAAAUGCAAAAAUGAGGAGGAGAAUCUGGAGGAAAUUUUGGAGUUCUACAGAGAAAUUUUUCAAUCCCAGAGGCCAAAUAUCAAUUGCUGCAGCCUGGAUGGCAUCAAACAAGUCAAUAUUGAUAAAUCCACUAUCAUGUUUUCCAAAAAUACUUCUGGGGAGGCUAAGGCCCAAAUUUCCCAAAAUUUUCAAGGGAUUCAGAUUGUAAAAUCCUCUAAAUAUCUUGGUUUGCCAUUAGGCUUAGGUAGAUCUAAAAAAUCCACUUUUAAAUAUGUUUUUGAUUGUGUGUUAGCUAGAAUAUCUAGCUGGAAAAAUUGCUUUUUAAGUGAUGCUGGAUGGCUCACACUCAUUAAUGCUGUGCUUAGUGCUAUGCCUCUGUAUGUGAUGUCUUGUUUUAAGCUUCCAUCAAGCGUUUGUAGAGACAUUCGCAAGAGCAUAGCUGAUUUUUGGUGGG